GACUCUCUCUCUGUCAUCCUCAGACUCUCUCUCUGUCAUCCUCAGACUCUCUGUCAUCCUCAGACUCUCUGAAGCACAGCGCUCAUAGCAGUAAUAUGGCAGCUCUUCUCUUCAUUGCAACAAUCUGCUUGGGCUACGCAGCAGCAUUCUCAGAGGUACCCGUGGACUGCUGUCUGUCAACCACUGACAUCCGUUUCCCUCGCCACUUUAAGAUGGUCUCCUACCUGCUGCAGACUACAGACAGAGGCUGUGACAUCGAUGCCACUGUGUUUAUCACCAAGACAGGGGCGAGACUGUGCUCGCCCCAUCCCGCAGAGAGCAAGUGGGUGGCUGACUACGUCAAACGUCUGGAGCGAACCACCUCCCUCCGGAGAGCUAACUCACCUCAGGAGUAAAUUAGCAGAGUAAGACCAGGAGAGGAGACGUGGAGGAGUGGAGGAGACAUUCAUUUCAACCUCUCUGGUGCCUGUGUCCCUCACAUGAUGACCACAGCAGAGUAAGACCAGGAGAGGAGACGUGGAGGAGUGGAGGAGACAUUCAUUUCAACCUCUCUGGUGCCUGUGUCCCUCACAUGAUGACCACAGCAGAGUAAGACCAGGAGAGGAGACGUGGAGGAGAGGAGGAGACAUUAAUUUCAACCUUUUUUAGCUGAAGAGUCGUCCUAGAUACUGUAGCAGACCAAAUCGUUUUUACAAAAUACUGUACAAGAAACCCUUGUGAAUAUUGCAUACUGUAAAUUCAUAUCAUAGCAAAACCAUUUCCCAUCAAUAUUUUUAGAGAUGUGUUAGAUUGGUUUUGUAAAAUGUUAUAUUCAAGUUGUACAAUUUGUUAAUAUGGUUUGGUGGGUGGAUUAGAGAAAAUGUUGACGUGAAUGUCAGCUGUCAUGAAAAUGUAUAUUUCAAAUGAAUAUUUCCAAUAAAAUAUAGUUUUCUGUAAAA
Oncorhynchus nerka (sockeye salmon) is the source of this 938-nucleotide messenger RNA. It is a transcript of the gene ccl19a.2, whose product is annotated as chemokine (C-C motif) ligand 19a, tandem duplicate 2. Gene Ontology annotation, molecular function: chemokine activity. Gene Ontology annotation, biological process: immune response. The record is from RefSeq and is a predicted model, not a curated record. Gene Ontology annotation, cellular component: extracellular region. The coding region runs from base 96 to 395 and encodes 99 amino acids. Lineage: Eukaryota; Metazoa; Chordata; Actinopteri; Salmoniformes; Salmonidae. The transcript is spliced from 4 exons.